AGUUUUGCUUAUUUAUUCUCUUCUUUGUCUGUUCGAUUUCACAUUUUAAAUUUUCCAGAUUUUUUGUUUCGUUUCGAUCUUCACCGUGAAACCCUCUCCCUCCUCUUCUAUUGCUGAGAUCGAAAGCGGUAUUGAGAGUUCGCAUAAUAUAAUCUGGAUGCUAUUGUUUUGUCAAUUCAAACAAGUCUGAGAUAUGAGAAACGUGAAUAACACCGUCGACACGGUGAACGCCGCCGCUUCUGCCAUCGUCUCCGCCGAGUCUCGAGUCCAACCGUCGUCAGUACAGAAGAGAAAAUGGGGAAGCUGGUGGAGCUUGUACUGGUGUUUCGGAUCCCAGAAGAACAACAAACGGAUCGGUCACGCGGUUCUCGUACCCGAACCUGUUGCAUCCGGAUCAGCUCCGGUGGCUCCAGUCCAAACCUCGUCUAGCAACUCAACUUCGAUAUUCCUUCCUUUUAUAGCUCCUCCUUCAUCUCCAGCAUCGUUUCUUCAGUCAGGUCCUUCCUCUGUGUCCCACACUCCUCACGGAGUCGUUAAUGCGUAUUCCCGCAACGAACCGCCUUCAGCCUUUGCUAUUGGGCCUUACGCUAACGAAACUCAGCCCGUGACUCCACCUGUCGACUCCGCCGUCACAACUGCUCCCUACACGCCGCCUCCGGAGUCUGGUCGAGCGUCUUGCGCAACGCCUUCUUCCCCUGAGGUUCCUUUCGCUCAGUUACUUACUUCUUCGCUGGAACGAGCUAGGAGGAAGGGUUGUGGUGGAGUGAGUCAGAAGUUUUCAGCGGGUCAUUACGAGUUUAAGUCGCACCAAGUGUAUCCAGGGAGUCCAGGUGGGAAUCUGAUCUCUCCUGGCUCCGUGGUGUCGAACUCUGGUACUUCUUCUCCUUACCCUGGUAAAUGCUCCAUCAUCGAGUUUCGUGUCGGCGAGCCUCCGAAGUUUUUGGGGUUUGAGCACUUCACAGCGCGUAAAUGGGGGUCGAGGUUCGGUUCUGGGACGAUUACACCUGCUGGUCAAGGUUCGAGGUUGGGUUCGGGUGCUUUGACUCCUGACGGUGGAAGUGGAGGGCUUGGGUCAAAGCUUGGUUCUGGUGCCGUGACGCCAAAUGGUGCAGAGAUGGUGGGUUUAGGCAGUCUUUUGGAUAGUCAGAUCUCUGAGGUUGCGUCUUUGGCUAAUUCUGAUGAUGACGGGUCGUCGUCAAGGCAUGGUGAUGAAGGUGGCGCGGUUGCUCAUAGAGUUUCGUUUGAGUUGACUGGUGAAGACGUUGCGCGUUGCUUUGCAAGCAAGCUAUACGGAGUGGGUUUAGAUGAGAAAUCGAACAAAUGGAGUGACUCGGUUUCUGGUAACGAGCUGAGUGAGAAGUUGAGAACGUUUUCGUUAGGGUCGAGCAAAGAAUUCAAGUUUGAUAACACGAAAGAGGAGGUGAUAGAGAAGACAGCGGAGUGGUGGGCGAAUGAGAAAGUUGCAGGAAAAGGUGAUAACAGUCCAGGAAACAGCAGUUGGAGUUUCUUUCCUGUGUUACGGUCUGGAGGAUUCAGUUGACAAAAGCGUUUCUUUUUUCAGUCUUCUUCAUUACCAGAAGAAGAACCUUCUAACAUUGGUAAGCAGUUCAAUGAUUUGGUAAAGAGAUUGGGGGUCUAACAACAACUAUACGUAUAUAUAGCUUUGCAUUGUGGGGAUCUAUCUUGUACUGAUAUGAUAUAUAUAUAUAUAUAUAUAUAAUAAA
This is a messenger RNA of Brassica oleracea var. oleracea, 1724 nucleotides long. RefSeq lists its product as uncharacterized. The record is from RefSeq and is a predicted model, not a curated record. Bases 194 to 1540 code for a protein of 448 amino acids. Lineage: Eukaryota; Viridiplantae; Streptophyta; Magnoliopsida; Brassicales; Brassicaceae. The transcript is spliced from 2 exons.